GGUUCCGGUUGCUGUUCUAACGCAAGGAUAAGCAGAAUGUCAGAUAUGUAUGGGAACGAUGACGACGAUGAUUACGGUAUGCAGUAUUCCGAGGAGAGUACUUCGGAGCCGGACGUGGAUCUGGAGAAUCAGUACUACCAGAGUAAACUGAUCAAGGAGGAGAACGAGGUGUUGGCUUUGACCUCGUUCAGACGCGUGAUCGAUCUGCAGGGGGAGAGUAAAGGCGAGUGGGGCUUCAAGGCUCUGAAGCAGAUGAUCAAGAUCAACUUUUCGUUGGGGCAUUAUGAAGAGAUGAUGCGGUGUUACCGCGAGAUGCUCGUGUACAUUCGCUCGGCUGUCACGAAGAAUCAAGGGGAGAAGGCUAUCAACAGUAUCUUGGAGUAUACGUCAACGUCGAAUCAGAAGGAACUGCUGCAGGAGUUCUACGAGAUGACUUUGGAUGCUCUUAAAGACGCGAAGAACGAUAGGCUUUGGUUUAAGACCAAUUGCAAAUUGGGUAAAGUCUACUUCGAUUCCGGUGAGUUUGGGAAGUUGCUCAAGAUCAUAAAGCAGCUGAAGCAGGCUUGCGUGAAUAAAGAAGGCGAUGAGGACGUGCAGAAGGGUAACCAGCUUCUGGAGAUUUACGCUCUCGAGAUUCAGAUCUACACGGAGAAGAAGAACAAUAAGCUGCUGAGGGAGCUGUACGAGAGGGCGCUCAAGAUCCGCUCGGCGAUUCCCCAUCCGAUGAUAAUGAGCACGAUCAGGGAGUGCGGCGGAAAGAUGCAUUUGAGAUCCGAGGAGUACGAGAGGGCUUACGCGGAUUUCUUCGAGGCUUUCAAGAAUUACGACGAGUCGGGAAGUCCUCGUCGGAUCGCGUGUCUCAAGUACCUGAUCCUGACGAGCAUGCUGAUGAAGUCGACGAUUAACCCGAUAGACUCGCAGGAGGUUAAACCGUACCGCGACGAUCCGGAUAUUGUUACCAUGAAGGAGCUGCUGAUGGCUUUCCAGAGUAACAACACGACGCGUUUCGAAGGCAUCUUCAAGGAUAACAGGGAUCUCUUCCUCAGCGACCCCUUCAUCCGGGAACACAUAGACGGACUCUUCCACAUAAUGCGCUCAAACGUCCUGCUGAAACUCAUAAAACCGUACAAAACGAUCCGUCUGGACUUCACCGCCAAAGAGCUGAACAUCACCGAAGAAGAGGCCGAACACUUGAUAGCCCUGUGCAUCCUGAACGAGUCGAUCAAAGGUCGUAUAGACGCCAUCAACAGGCUGCUGAUCAUCGAGGAUAAGCAGGAGAACGUCCAGUACAAAGCAUGCAAUAAGAUCGUCGACAAGCUGGAUGGAAUACACAAAACCAUGGGCGCUGAGAUCUUAUGCAAUUUAAUUAAGAUUCUCAUCUUUCUGGUUUCAUUUAAUCUCAUUAUAAUAAAACCGCUGUAUUUAUUCAAAUUGUAGCCAUCAUGUCGGGUAUUUUAUUCAAUUGAGAACGAGAAGUCCCAGUUAAUUAUUAUCAUUUUCCUUCUGCCUUCUUUUUCGCAAAUGUUAAAACAGCAAAACUUAUACGCACGCGUUUCGUUAAUGGACUUUUAUCAUAAGGAAAUGCAUGUAGAUUCUCUCCUUUUUCGCAUCCUCUGUGCCUUUGCUGGCAACUUUGCAGGAAAGUUAAUAAAUUUCCUUAAUUACAUUUUAAUUGCGUCUUCUG
Messenger RNA from Nicrophorus vespilloides, 1684 nucleotides. RefSeq names its product COP9 signalosome complex subunit 2-like. The record is from RefSeq and is a predicted model, not a curated record. Gene Ontology annotation, cellular component: COP9 signalosome. Gene Ontology annotation, biological process: protein deneddylation. Lineage: Eukaryota; Metazoa; Arthropoda; Insecta; Coleoptera; Silphidae.